AUGUCCCAAAUUUCCUCGUCAAACUCCACCCUAACCGCCUCAACAAUCACUCCAACCUCAACCCCAACUUCUUCAUCAAACUCCACCCUAACCACCUCAACAACCACUCCAACCUCAAUCCCAACCUCCUCGUCAAACCCCACCCCAACCGCAUCCACAAUCACCCAAACCUCAACCCCAACCUCCUCUUCAAACUCCAUCCCAACCACCUCAGUAAUCACUCCAAACUCAACCCCCACCUCCUCUUCAAACUCCACACCAACAGCUUCCACAAUCACCCCAACCUCAAUCCCAACCUCCUCUUCAAGCUCCACCCUAACCGCCUCAACAAUCACCCAAACCUCAACCCCAUACUCCUCCUCAACCUCCAUCUCAACUGUCUCAACACUCACCCAAACCUCAACUCCAAACUCCUCCACAAACUCCAUCCCAACCGCCUCAGUAAUCACCCCAACCUCAACGCCAAGCUCCUCCUCAAACUCCACCUCAACCGCCUCAACAAUCACACCAACCUCAACACCAGACACCUCCUCAAACUCCACUCCAACCACCUCAGAAAUCAUCCCAACCUCAACACCAACCUCCUCUUCAAACUCCAUCCCAACUGCCUCAGUAAUCACCCCAAACUUAACCCCAAGCUCCUCUUCAAAUUCCUCCCCAACUGCUUCCACAAUCACCCCAACCUCAACCUCAACCUCCUCCUCAAACUCCACCCUAACUGCCUCAACAAUCACACCAACCUCAACCCCAAUUUCCUCCUCUACCUCCAUCCCAACCGCCUCAACAAUCACCCCAACCUCAACCCUAACCUCCUCUUCAAACUCCACCCUAACCGCCUCAACAAUCAUUCCAACCUCAAUCCCAACCUCCUCUUCAAAUUCCACCCCAACCUCUUCCACAAUCACCUCAACCUCAACCCCAACCUUCUCCUCAAACUCCACCCUAACCACCUCAAGAAUCACUCCAACCUCAACCGCAAACUCCUUCCCAAACUCCACCUCAACCGCCUCAACAAUGACCCCAACCUCAACCCGAACCUCCUCCACAAACUCCACCUCAACCGCCUCAACAAUCACCCUAACCUCAACUCCAACCUCCUCCUCAACCUCCAUCCCAACCACCUCACGCCUCAGUAUUCACCCCAACCUCAACUCCAAUCUCCUCCUCAAACUCCACUUCAACCACCUCAACAAUCACCCCAACCUCAACCCCAAACUUCUCCUCAAACUCCACCUCAACUGCCUCAACAAUCACCUCAACUUCUUCUUCGAACUCCACUCCAACCACCUCAACAAUCAGCCCAACCUCAACCCCAACCUCCUCUUCAAACUCCACCCUAACCGUUUCAACAAACAGCCAAACUUCCUCCUCAAACUCCACCCUAACAGCCUCAACAAUCACUCCAACCUCAACCCAACCCUCAUCCUCAAACUCCACCCUAACCACCUCAACAAUCACCCCAACCUCAACCCCAAACUCCUCCUCAAACUCCACCUCGACCGCCUCAACAAUCACCCCAACCUCAACCCCAACCUCCUCUUCAAACUCCAUCCCAAUCGCUUCCACAAUCACCCCAACCUCAACCCCAACCUCCUCCUCAAACUCCACCCUAACAGCCUCAACAAUCACUCCAACCUCAACCCCACCCUCAUCCACAAACUCCACCCUAACCACCUCAACAAUCACCCCAACCUCAACCCCAACCUCCUCCUCAAACUCCACCUCAACCACCUCAAAAAUCACCGCAACCUCAACCCAACCCUCCUCCUCAAACUCCGCCCUAACUGCCUCAACAAUCACCCCAACCUCAACCCCAACCUCCUCUUCUAA
Carcharodon carcharias (great white shark) is the source of this 1830-nucleotide messenger RNA. Its product is annotated as mucin-5AC-like. Lineage: Eukaryota; Metazoa; Chordata; Chondrichthyes; Lamniformes; Lamnidae. The coding region runs from base 1 to 1830 and encodes 609 amino acids. The transcript has 2 exons. The record is from RefSeq and is a predicted model, not a curated record.